UGCAGUACUACACCAAAUUUGGUAACUACUACAGUAUAUAAAAAACACACACAUCUCCAAUCUUCCCUCAAUGAUUUUCACUAAACUCCAAUGGCACGUUAUCAACCCUUUCUUUUCGUUACUCUCUUUCUUUUUCUCAUCAUCUCCGCCGCUGCCCACGGCGGAGCUCACGACGGAGAUGCUGAUGCAGAUUCCGACUCAUCUGCACCCUCCGAUAAACCCCAUCUGAGAUCUCGACCGUUGGUUUUUGUAAAAAUAUGGUGUUUGAUUAUAGUGUUCGUAGGGACUUUUCUUGGAGGAAUAUCACCUUAUUUUAUGAAAUGGAAUGAAGGGUUUUUGGUUCUUGGAACACAAUUUGCUGGUGGGGUGUUUUUAGGGACAGCACUUAUGCAUUUCUUGAGUGAUUCAAAUGAGACAUUUGGAGAUUUGACGAAUAAAGAAUACCCUUUUGCUUUUAUGUUGGCAUGUGCUGGUUAUUUGCUUACUAUGUUGGCUGAUUGUGUUAUCUGUUUUGUUUAUGCCAAGCAGAAUAACAGCAACGAUGUUCAGCUCCAAGGUGAUACUGAAAAUGGAAAAGGCAAUGGGAUUGUCACACAAGGACAGUCACAGGUCUGUGAUGGCAGAGAAGAUUACUUUUCAAAAGCACCUCUUGCAACUGCAUCUUCGCUUGGCGAUAGCAUCCUAUUGAUCGUGGCGCUGUGUUUCCAUUCUGUCUUUGAGGGAAUUGCCAUUGGCGUCGCAGAUUCAAAAGCCGAUGCUUGGAGAGCUCUUUGGACUGUCUGUCUACACAAGAUAUUUGCUGCCAUUGCAAUGGGAAUAGCUCUACUUAGGAUGAUCCCUAAUCGUCCGCUGUUAUCUUGUGCAGCAUAUGCUUUUGCCUUUGCCAUCUCCAGUCCAAUUGGUGUUGCCAUUGGAAUCAUAAUUGAUGCCACAACUCAAGGGGUUGUUGCAGACUGGAUCUUUGCAAUAUCAAUGGGAUUGGCUUGUGGGGUUUUUGUUUAUGUAUCCAUUAAUCAUUUGCUUUCAAGGGGAUACAAACCUCAGAAAAUGGUCUUAGUUGACAAGCCUCAUUUCAAGUUUUUGGCUGUCUUGUUAGGUGUUGGAGUGAUUGCUGUGGUGAUGAUAUGGGACACUUGAUUUGUUUGGCAGCAGUAGCAGAAUAGUUACCUCUUUAUUUUGAAAAUUUAUCCCAUUGUUGUUUCAAAAGGUAGGUAGGUGGUAUACAUGAUAUUGAGAGUGAAAUGUACAGUACUAAAAGUUGUGAUUUUUCUGGGUUCUGUCUUUAUCCCCUGUUAUUUAAAUGGAAUUGAUUUCAAGAAACCAAAUAUAUUUGUGGAUUAUUGCCAAGUUU
Messenger RNA from Nicotiana tabacum (common tobacco), 1351 nucleotides. Its product is annotated as zinc transporter 11. Gene Ontology annotation, molecular function: zinc ion transmembrane transporter activity. NCBI's taxonomy places the organism in Eukaryota, Viridiplantae, Streptophyta, Magnoliopsida, Solanales, Solanaceae. Gene Ontology annotation, cellular component: membrane. Gene Ontology annotation, biological process: zinc ion transmembrane transport. The record is from RefSeq and is a predicted model, not a curated record.